Messenger RNA from Xenopus laevis (African clawed frog), 1562 nucleotides. It is a transcript of the gene ube2a.S, whose product is annotated as ubiquitin-conjugating enzyme E2 A. The coding region runs from base 451 to 909 and encodes 152 amino acids. Lineage: Eukaryota; Metazoa; Chordata; Amphibia; Anura; Pipidae. Gene Ontology annotation, molecular function: ligase activity; ubiquitin conjugating enzyme activity. The record is from RefSeq and is a predicted model, not a curated record. The transcript is spliced from 6 exons.
AUUGUACCAAAUUCGCUGUAGGGGGGUUUAAACCACGUCGUACAUUCAUAAUCUCAUCUUUACAAGCGCAGCUCUCUGUAUUGCUCGUGUCUUGCAUGCAAUGAAGACUAUAUUCGCCUUACUUUAACAAUAUUUCAUAUACCAGCGGUGGUAGAUUGAAAGUUGAGUUUUUAAAUCUUUACCCCCACCCAUAAAGCAGCGACUUUUGUAAGUCUGAGGAAAAGGACUUGUUUUUCUUUCUUUGGCUUUGCGAUUACAUAUCCUUCCGCCAGGGUCGGGAGCUCCCGGAAGUGCACAGCCGGAUUCUGCUGCCGGCCUUCCAAGAUUGUUCUUCUUUUUAUAUUGUUAGAGCCGAUCUGACGUUUCACGCGCCAGUAAUAUCGCCUACAAUCGACAGCGCUUAGGCCGAGCACUACUUAGUGUUUCAAUUCAAUCUAUUUCCGGUGACAAAUGUCAACCCCUGCUAGAAGGCGUCUGAUGAGAGACUUUAAGAGGCUCCAAGAAGAUCCUCCUGCCGGGGUGAGCGGAGCACCAUCGGAGAACAAUAUCAUGGUGUGGAAUGCAGUAAUAUUUGGACCUGAGGGAACCCCAUUUGAAGAUGGUACUUUUAAACUAACAAUAGAAUUUACAGAAGAAUACCCCAAUAAACCACCUACAGUUAGAUUUGUGUCCAAAAUGUUUCAUCCAAAUGUAUAUGCCGAUGGUAGUAUAUGUUUGGACAUUCUUCAAAAUCGUUGGAGCCCUACUUAUGACGUGUCCUCCAUUUUAACUUCCAUACAGUCGUUGCUGGAUGAACCAAAUCCGAACAGCCCUGCAAACAGCCAGGCGGCUCAGCUGUACCAGGAAAACAAACGGGAAUACGAAAAGAGGGUUUCCGCCAUUGUAGAACAGAGCUGGCGUGACUGUUGACCCUGGCCCUAGUUUUAUGAACACUCUGAUCAGGAGGAAAAUAUAUAUGAAGUGUUUUGAGUGAUCUUCCUGUUAACUAGAAUCUUUACAUUUACAUUGUUGACCGGCUAUUGUGCUGUCGCCGCCUUCCUUAGCCCCAGCUGGUGCUUUUCCCCUUUGGACACCCGAGAGCAUUCGUGUUGAAAUGAAAUGUACUAAACGUGGGUUACUUGCAAAACAAAAUCUUCUAUUUUUAUUUCUUAAAGCAGUUCACCUCAGACUUUUGCUCCAUCAUCACUUACUGUUAAAUUGUCUGGCAUCAGAUGAUAUUUAAAAAAAAAAAAAAAAGGGAAAUAUGUACUAUAUUGAUAUGGAAACAAAGUGCAUUUUGGCAUAAUAACGAGGAUGAGCUGCUGGAGUUAAAUCUUUUAUAUUUGGUUUUAGACUGACAGAAGAAGUGCAUUGCAUAAGUGCGGCUAUACUUCUAUGGAUGUUUUCUAUUUUUUUUGCUGGAUGGGAUUAAGACUAACAGCUAAUGGUCAACAGUUUACACUGACUUGUUUUGUUUCUGCACAAACGGGUUGUGUUUUCCCCAAGUAACCCAUGUAAAACUGUACAUUUAUUCUGAACUUGUAAAUAAACAUAUAACCUACUUGCGUUCCUAUGUAAAUACA